Molecule: messenger RNA, 1435 nt
Organism: Nematolebias whitei (Rio pearlfish)
Lineage: Eukaryota; Metazoa; Chordata; Actinopteri; Cyprinodontiformes; Rivulidae
Product: presenilins-associated rhomboid-like protein, mitochondrial
Exons: 10
Coding region: 52-1152 (366 amino acids)
Cellular component (GO): membrane
Molecular function (GO): serine-type endopeptidase activity
Source: RefSeq, a predicted model, not a curated record
CCGAGUCCUGACCCGGUACCGGCCGACCCGCAGAGGUUUCCGGACUCCAACAUGGCCUGGAGGAGCUGCUCGGUCCUCUUCAGACCCACCGUAGGAGACCCGUUCCGGAGGGGGAGCAGGUGGCCUCACAGCUUCCAGCAGAGAUGUGGCUUCAGAAAAGUUUCCAAAAAAACAGAACCCAAGAAGGUGGAGGAUCCUGUCCCCGCCCACAGAGAGCUCGCCGAGGCUGUCGUCCAGCGCCGGACCCUUACACCUAAGCUGGACCAGCAGACCCCCCUCGGCUCCCCGCAAGCCUUCAGCCGGCUCGUCAGGCCGUUCUUCUUCACAGUGGGGUUUACAGGCUGCUCCUUCGGCGCAGCGGCCAUCUGGCAGUACGAGUCGCUCAAGUCUCGAAUCCAGGGCUACUUCAACGAUGUCCGAGCCGACUGGCUGGAGAAAGUCCGGCCACAGAAACGAGGAGACUUCCGCAAAGAGAUCAACCAAUGGUGGCACAGCUUGACUGAGGGUCAGAGGACGGUCACAGGGAUCAUUGCUGCUAACGCCGUGGUGUUCUGCUGUUGGCGGGUUCCGUCCCUGCAGCGCUUCAUGGUCAGAUACUUCACUGCCAACCCGGCCUCCAAGACGCUGUGCUCUCCGAUGCUCCUCUCCACCUUCAGCCACUUCUCCUUCUUCCACAUGGCGGCCAACAUGUACGUCCUGUGGAGCUUCUCCACCAGCGCCGUGUCCAUGUUGGGCCGGGAGCAGUUCAUGGCCGUCUACCUGUCUGCAGGUGUUCUCUCCACGUUUGUCAGUUAUGUUUGUAAGAUGGCCACGGGGAGGUUCGGCCCGUCUCUCGGAGCGUCCGGUGCCAUCAUGACCAUCCUGGCUGCUGUUUGCACCAAAAUCCCUGAAACCAAGCUGGCCAUCAUCUUCCUCCCCAUGUUCACCUUCACUGCUGCCAACGCUCUGAAGGCCAUCGUUGCCAUGGAUACCGCGGGUCUGGUGCUGGGAUGGAGGUUUUUCGACCACGCUGCUCAUUUAGGAGGAGCCAUGUUUGGGAUAUGGUACAUCCUGUUUGGUCACGAGUUGAUUUGGAAGAACCGAGAAGCGUUCGUCAAAAUCUGGCACGAGCUGAGAACCCGAGGAGGCGGCGGCCGAGGCGGCUCGGUGUAGGACCCAGAACCCGAGGACUGUGGGAAGCACAGAUUGUAAAGUUGUAUAAAAUGUACAGAAACGCAGAGCGGAGCGAUGGAAGAAAAGAAAUGACUGAUCAAGUUUCUGCUCCUGCUCUCGGUUCUUCCACUUCCUGUAGACACAGAUUCUUUGAUUAGAACCAAUCAUCAGCUAAAGAUCCAGUUUACCCAGAACAGCGGGUCCAGUUACACCAAAUCUAAUCUACGGAAACCACAGAGAUACUCAGUGAUUCAGGACUCUGACUGGUUUCAGGUCCACCAGG